UUGGAACGAUACACGACAGUAAGCAAUUUAAAGAGAUUAAUAAAGGUCACUUUCGCCAUAUUUACGUGUUGCUGAAAACACUUAGAAAAGUUGACAUGUCGGAGUGUGAGGUGACUUUGCAGCAGGUACAAGAUCUGCUAACAGACGAUAACGGCCUUUACUGCUGUCCGACAGAAGCGUACAAUCAGGUUUUUCCCGGAUUAUAUAUCGGAAAUGGGGAUGGGGCGAAGAAUGUGUAUCGUCUAAAAAGCCUGGGCAUAACUCAUGUUCUGAAUGCUGCAGAGGGACACUCGUUCAUGCAUGUUGACACCUGUGCUGAGUUCUACGCUGGGACAGAGAUUAUCUACCAUGGCUUCCCGGCCAUCGACUCUGAUCUCUUUGACAUCAGCAUCUACUUCGAAGAUGCAGCAGACUUUAUCGAGAAAGCGUUGGCAUAUAAAAAUGGAAAAGGCAGAGUAUAUGUUCACUGCAAGGAAGGCUACAGUCGCGCCCCCACCCUGGUCAUCGCCUACCUCAUGCUCCGCCACAACAUGGACAUCCAUACCGCCGUGUCCAUAGUGCAGCAGAAGAGAAAUAUCGGCCCCAAUGAUGGCUUCCUUGUGCAGCUUUGUCAGCUAAACCAGAGGCUGGCUCGCCAAUAAGGCAGAAAUGCACCCACGCUGUGAGGCAAGAAAUUGUCUGAGAUGAAAAGUGCGCCUAAUUGGACAAUUUGUUUUGUUCUACAGCUUUAACAAGCUGCAUGUUGAUGUUCCAAGGUGCUGUUCUUAAAUUAUUCACCCAUGACAGUGAUCACAAGGAUUUGAGAAAUUUAAGAAACACUUGACUUCUGUUUAAUGUAUAAGUAUGAAGGGUGAGAAACUAAAUUAUAUUGUGGUGGCAAAAAUAAUACAUAUUGUGUAUGUGUGUACUUAUAUAUUUAUAUUGCACAGCCCUUAUGUGUGGUUGUUUGACUUGCUUAUCUCAGCAGACAAACAUUUAUAUAGUUGUAAAUUGUCAGUGAAUUGUGUGUCCUGUGCAGCAUUUUUAGGUACUCUUUUAGAUUGUUAAAAUGUAUGUUAACUUAUUUGCACUGUUAUGUAAUAUAAAGUUUGAUCAGUUGAAGAAAAAAAUAAUCAGAAAAUAUUUAAUUGAACUUGGUCAGCUUUUCGCCGCUAGAGGGAGACAUCGUUCUGUCCUUUGUGGUAAUGUGUUCAUUUAUUUUGGUAUUCCAGAAUAAAUGAUUUUAUCAUUUACGCAUUUGAAUGUGUUCAGUAUUGUACAUUUUCAUGGACAAAUAAUUCCUGGCGUUCAAAAAAAUAAAUAUUUUUCCGUGU
Thalassophryne amazonica is the source of this 1313-nucleotide messenger RNA. RefSeq names its product dual specificity phosphatase 3b (gene dusp3b). Bases 96 to 641 code for a protein of 181 amino acids. Gene Ontology annotation, biological process: protein dephosphorylation; negative regulation of MAPK cascade. Lineage: Eukaryota; Metazoa; Chordata; Actinopteri; Batrachoidiformes; Batrachoididae. Gene Ontology annotation, molecular function: MAP kinase phosphatase activity; protein tyrosine/serine/threonine phosphatase activity. The record is from RefSeq and is a predicted model, not a curated record. The transcript has 3 exons. Gene Ontology annotation, cellular component: cytoplasm.